ACUUGUGCACAGAAGAAGGGGGAGAUAAGUGUUCCGCUCCUGCUGGUGCGUGGUGAAAUCCCUGAGCCCCCCGAGGAGGCACCCGUGGGGACCGCUGGGCACCGAGAAUUACCAGAGGCAGGGAGCUCAAACUGCGGAACUACGAGCCCGAAGAUGAGGAGCUGAAGAAGAGGAAGGUGCCCCAGGCCAAGCCAGCCUCAGGUGGGUGCAAGCGGGAGUGUGGGAGGUGAAAUGAGGGAGCACAAAAGCAGAAGUGUUGCCAGUGGUGGUGCUGGUGCCUGCGGUGAGGCCCCCGCUGCUUUGCUCUGGUCCAGAGGCUUGCAGGCAAGGCAGAUCAUGCAGAGCUCUUUGCAGGGAUUCACUGACUGCUGUAAUGAGCCUCUCUCUAACAGCACAUCCUACCUCCUCCAGCUGGUGAGCCUCCUUCCCCAGUGGUGUUCCCAGAGAGAAUGAGGCAGCACUUGGUGGUCGUGACGACAAAUAAAACAGCACGGGACUGUGCAUCCAGCCAGCAUGCUGCAGAGUGGAUGGGUUUUACCCUUUCCAAAAAUGAGGUGGCUUGGAAACCUCUGUGUUCCUGCUUGCUCCAACCCAAGGUGGAAAAGCCACUGGGAUGUAUUCUGGUAGAAGCUUGCUUGUGUGAGGGUGGUAGGUCCUAGGAGAUGAGUGUCUGCAGCCCUUGAGGGUGCUGGCAUGUCUGAGCAGCCAUGGUGGGAGCACUGGAGCUCUCCUGCUGCUGCUGGGCAAGUGUGAUGCUUGUAGCCCCUGUUGCUUCAUCAUCCCUUCUCGCCUGUGGGGACUGCACACCCGGUAUUGCACAAGUGGGGUGUGUGUCUGAGCACACAGAGUCCAGCCCCAAACCAAAGGGUUGAUACUCAGAGGAACUGAGCUCUCUCUGGAGGAUUCUCAAGGAGAUUCAGGCUGGUUUUUGUUUGAGUUACCUUUAAACAAAUAUUAGUCAUGAGUCCAGGGUGUUCGGUCUGCUAUUUCCUAGCACUGAACCUCUGUGCAGCUCUUCAGAGGGAAGCGAAGGGUAGAAGUCCCCUUGAUCUUGAAAUAUUGAAUCUUCCUGGAAUAGAUAUCUUUAAAAACACCCUAAAUAAAAAGGCUGCCUUUGGGAGCACGGCAGAGAUCUGGUAGGUAGGAAUGCUGACACUGCGCUUUCUUUAUCCUUUUGUAAAAGUUUAAAACUUCCCCGACUCUUCCCUGGCGUGUGGUUUGGAAUCGGGAACAGCAAUUUUGACCAUUUCCAGUAAAACUCGUGCUCUCUGCCAGCCCUUCUUUGAAGCUGCGGUGCCCAUCGGCUGCGGUUCCUGUGUCUGGAGUAACCAGCGUGUCUGUCCUCAGCCACUUUGUGCAGGGGCUGAGGAGGGAGGAGGAUGGAGGAGCUGGGACUUAGUGUGGAUUCAUCUUAAAUGUGCCUUGGGCAUAUCUGUUCAGCGGAGCGGGAUUUGCCCUUCCUUGCACAGAUGUCUGAGUUGAAAGAUGGAGGGCUGUGUUCCAGGUGUGCUUUGCCAUUAUCCCCAGUAUCUGCAGACUUUUAUGUAAGGUCUGGGCUGGAGCCUGAUUCCUCCAAGAUGUCUCAGGCGGUGGCCUUGUAAAUGAGUCACGGUGAGUCAAAUUCCAGUUUGAACACCUGCGGAGCAGCUGAUCCCUGCAGGUCUUACGAAAAGAGGACUUGAACCCAGCAGACUUCUUGCUGCCAUUGCUGUUUGUGGCCUUUAAUGGUUGUUGGGUUUGCAUCACUUUCAGAUGAUUUUUAGGAGCCUCUGACAGGGUUUGGGUGGUGGAGGGAUGCGUGUGCCCAUGUGCACUCACUCGUACGUACCAUACUCUUAAGGCAAAGAUAUUCAAAUGGGCUUUUAUAAAAGCUUUUUGUGAACCAAGCCCAGAGCUCUGGUGGGCUUCCCUGUACCUUGUCCCCUUGGUGUCCUGCCGCUGUGCCCUGUGCUGAUGCUGGUCCUGUUCCCCCAUCUAGUGGAAGACAAGGUGAAGGACCAGCUGGAGGCUGCCAAGCCGGAGCCCAUCAUCGAUGAGGUGGAUCUGGCAAACCUGGCCCCCAGGAAGCCAGACUGGGAUUUGAAGCGAGAUGUAGCCAAGAAACUGGAGAAGCUGGAGAAGAGGACGCAGAGAGCCAUCGCUGAAUUGAUACGUGUGUUAUCCUGCCGCAGGGAUGGUGUAUGGGGUCACCAGUUGUUCCAGAGGGAUUACACGAUCCUUAUUGGGAGCUCGGUUCCUUGCUGUUGGGUUAGGGAGGGACUGGUGGAGCUUGAUCCCCUUCCCAAAAGGGUCUGUGAAGCUGUCCAUCCCAAGUAGCUUCCCCAAGGCCACACGCAUGCUUGGCUUGCGCAGCACGGAAGGAUGGUUUGUGGGCUCGGGGGUGGCAGUUCAAGUCCUCCGCUGUGUAGGUUCCCCGGUACAGCUGCUUUAUUGCUAAGCCACUGCUGUUUCUC
Messenger RNA from Haliaeetus leucocephalus (bald eagle), 2453 nucleotides. It is a transcript of the gene CCDC12, whose product is annotated as coiled-coil domain containing 12. The transcript has 4 exons. Bases 1954 to 2316 code for a protein of 120 amino acids. The record is from RefSeq and is a predicted model, not a curated record. Gene Ontology annotation, cellular component: post-mRNA release spliceosomal complex; U2-type spliceosomal complex. Lineage: Eukaryota; Metazoa; Chordata; Aves; Accipitriformes; Accipitridae.